CUUGUUUCCCUAUCGGCGCUAUUUCAGGGCGUACGCCGGCUCUCUUCCUUUUCACAGUAGUCUAAAUAAUACCCAAGUCUGGAACUUCUCGUGACGUUGUUGCUUACGUCACUGCCCCAUUUACGGUGCUGCUGCAGCUGUAUUGAUGGCGGGUAAUUUCUGGCAAAGCUCACACUAGUAAGUAAUAUUAUUAUUAUUAAUAGUAAGGCUGGGAGGGAUAGAGUGAUAGAGCGCUGUAUGGGGUCUUCCCAUAGCACCCAGAAUAGGCGCAGUGCUUGACCUGUGCUGUAAGGUGAGACCAACCCCCUUCUUAAGGGUAACAAUGGCUGGAAACCACAGCCAUGUCCCUUUAAAUACAGAAUUCAAACCCUUUGGAAAUGUUAACUCUGCAUUGAGUAGUAUAGAAAAUACCAACACAAGUCAGCAUGUAACUACAUGUUAACUGUGUAAUGGAGAAAGGGGUGGGGGAGGGAAUGUGUGUGUGUGUGUGUGUAUUCAUAAUGUCUGUAUAGUAUGAAAUAUUUUUGUAAGGACUUUUUGUGCGUGCGUGUCAAAUCGGUUUAUUCAAAGGGGGAAAAAAAAAGUAUGUUAAAGGAGCAUUAUUAUAGCCAUACACAAAAAUAAAUUGCAAAAAACAUUUUAACUGCUGUACAUUUACUAUUAUUUAUAAAGCGCCAACAAAUUACGCAGAGCUGUACAGUGGGUGGACAAACAAAUGCUUAAUUGUAACCAGACAAGUUGGACGCACAGAAACAGAAGUGUUGUUGUUGUUGUUAUGUUAUUUAUAAAGCGCCAUCAAAUUCUGCAGCGCUUUACAAUGGGUGGACGAACAGACAUGUAGUUGUAACCAGACAAGUUGGACACCCAGGAACAGAGGGGUUGAGGGCCCUGCUCAAUGAGCUUUCAUGCUAGAGGGAGUAGGGUAAAAUGACACAAAAAGGUAAGGAUAGUGUUGAAGGCCUUGCUCAAUUUAUUUAUUUAUUACUGGCAUUUAUAAAGCGCUAACAGCGCUGUACAGUUGGGAGAACAAUACAAUAUAAACAGGCCAAUACAAAAGGUAGAUGGCAUUGCCCGUGAGCUUACAAUCUAAACUCUCAUGGGCAGGGCCAUCUGCCUUUUGUAUCGGUCUGUUUAUAUUGUAUUGUUCUCCCAAUUGUACAGCGCUGUUGGUUAUGUUGGCUCUUAAUAAAUGCCAUAAAUAAAUUGAGCAAGGCCCUCAUCCCUUCUGUUCCUGUGCGUCCAACUUGUCUGGUUACAAUUAAGCAUUUAUUCGUUCACCCAUUGUAUAGCACUGCGGAAUUUGUUGGCACAGUGACAGAAGGGUUAAGGGCCUUGCUCAAUGAGCUUACAUGCUCUAAUAAUGCGUUACAGCUUAUUUUAUUUGUGUACCCUUUACAGCAUGUUAGAACAAUUAUUAUAAUAUCUAUAUCUCCUUUCAAUUAUUUAGUUCUGAAAAUUAUUUGUGAGACAUUUUGUUGAUGUUCGAAUGUGUACUAUUAAGUAAUAAAAUACAACACAACCAGAUUCCCCUCCCCUUCCUUUCUUAUUUCUGUGCCCUUCCUACCCUAUUUGAUGGGUAAGAGCAUACUUGUUUUGAAUGUACAUUGUAUGCUGAAUGUUAGAUUUGACUUGUGCUCCAUACCCCCUCUUUUAACUUCUGUAUCCCUCUAUUGCAUAUUGCAAAUUUUAAUAAAAAGUGAAUAAAAAUAAAAUACAACACAUGUUCUUUUACAGUGUACUUACUGUCCCCCUGCCCUGUAACCAAGAGGCAAGACAAGUAAUUGUUUUAGGCAGUGUGCCCGCAGUAGCUGCAGGCUGAUGUUUGUUCUCUGCUGCAUUGUAAGAAAAGAAGCAUUUGGCUGCUCUUAUGUCUUUAUGAGGGCUAUUGAACAGUCAGGUAUUUUGUCUCUCAUAUUGCUUUUUUAGAGUCAAAGUAAUACUUAACCACAUAUUCCGGUUUCCUGUGUUUGAAAUCCUGAACUGUGUAAUGUCAAACAGAAUUGCUGCCAGUGAUCGUGAGAAUAGCCCGCACAUACAUCUAAAUCAUGACAAUCUACACAAAUACAGUUCUAUUUUCACACACACACUAACAUUUAAUGCAUUGUCAGUGUUUCUGAGAACCACAUUUUGCUCAUCUUUUGUUUAGACUGUCUUGUAGGUUAGACUCCUGCUUUAUUUGAGAUAUAUAUAUAUAUAUAUAUGUAUGUAUGUAUGAACUCAUUGUAUUUCUUUCCAAUUUUAGUCCAUUCCUGAUCAUACUCACUAUUUUGUCUGAGCAUUUAUAGUUUGGAUUUUUAUUCUGUAUUUCGAAAAACUAGACACAUUGUAUUACCAUUUACUUGCUUGCUUUACAAUUGAUUAUGGUUGCCAUCAAAUACUUUUGCUGUAUUCAAACUUUUUAUUUAUUUAUUUUUUUCCAAUUAGUUUACAAUGGAUUUUGGAUAAACAAGAUUUGUUGAAAGAACGCCAAAAGGACUUGAAAUUCCUGUCAGAAGAAGAGUACUGGAAACUGCAGAUAUUUUUUACAAAUGGUAAUUCCUUUUGGGAGGCUGAAUUUAUUCUGAUCUGUCUGUCUGUGUGUGUAUAGUGUACUCUAUAAUACAGAAGUGGACACACAGAUUACACCUCAAAAUCUACUGGGCAACAAGUUAUUGAACUGAUAUAUUCUAAAAUAGGGUGUUCUGUAUAGUUUAUGAAUCACUUUCUAUAAUUCUAAUGACAGAAGACAAUGGCAGAUAAACUCAGUUCAUAUUUGGAGCUUUUUACUUUUCUGUCACUAUUUUACUGUAGUAAUAGUAUCCACCCCUUACACUUUUGUUCUUUGGUUUCAUUUGAGUACAGAUUCAACAUCAUAGAGGUCUCCUGAGCUUUGUCUCAAUGGAAAUAACCAAUAUAGCAUUAUGCUGACUUUUAUGUUUUGAGUGGUAAAAUAGUAGCAGUACUCACUUGAAUGUCCCUUUAUUUCUCUUCAUCUCAGGCAGAACGAUGUAAACAUAUGUAGUUUUCAUGUUAGUGUUUCAACAUAUUCUGUGUUGCAUCACACCUAAUACUAUUCUUUCCAUUAUUCUAUUUGAGUUUCAACAUUGCUACUUUUUUUUUUUUUAUCAAACAUCUAAUUGCACUUUUUUUUUUUAGUCAUCCAAGCAUUAGGAGAGCACCUUAAAUUAAGACAACAAGUUAUUGCCACUGCCACAGUUUACUUUAAACGAUUUUAUGCAAGGUGAGUUGUUGAAUUGUUUUACUAUGUGUUAAAAUGCAUUGCAGCAGAGCACUUCCUGUGAACAUUUAUUUUGUUAGAAAAUGCAGACAUGCUAGCCAAUGUAUAGGUGUAAACAUAUGGUACCUACCUUCACCUGUCACUGAACUCUUGGCAUUCAGUGUCCUUGGAGAAGGUUCCCUCGCAGAGCUAUAUAUGUUCGAAGGGGUGGUGUUGGGUGCUAUAUUGGUGUAACACCUGUGGUGCCUGAUGGCAAAAACUGUUGGAGAGGUGAUACAUAAUUAAAUGUCUGUAUCUACAGCAGAAACAGAUGUUUGAAAUGUUGAAGUUGUGGUGUGUUUUUUUUUUUUUUUUUCUUUGUUCUAUUAUACUAUUUAAAGAAGAACUGUGAUUUCUCAUAUACCGUUAUAUAUUUACUUAUCUACUAUAUUGAAGAAUUAAUGUGACUGUGUGAGAAAAUGAAACAUUGGGGGAUAUUUCAUAAUGGUUGUAGUCGAAGGUACUGAAGGUGGGGCAAUUGCAAUGGAGACCAGUGGAACCAGCAGGCACAAUCUGUUUGAGUCCUUCCCUUUUACACUUUAACAUCACAUUUUAGAGCUGAUCACUUUAAGAAAUCUACUUUUGUAUUGAACACUUUGCAAGUCAAGUAAAAUAUUUAUCAUUAUGGUAAAUGGAGUGCGUAAGGUUCACUUUAACCAAUAACAGAAGUACAGAGAGUUGUUUUUCUUCUCUCUCUGAUAUUCUGUUUGUGUUAUGGAAAUUACAUUCUGUAUAAGGGAAUUUAUUAAAACACAUCAGUAUGUUUGAUUAGCUCACUGCCUUUAAUUAUGCGUACUUAUUGGUUUAAUUUUAAAGAAUCUAUGCUUUUUUCUUCCCCUCUUUCUUUUCCCCCAGAUAUUCAUUAAAAAGUAUAGAUCCAGUAUUAAUGGCACCUACAUGUGUGUUUUUGGCAUCUAAAGUAGAGGUACGUCAAACAUAAUGGUUUUUUAAAUAAAUGAGGUAUAAAUAGUGGCACAUAGUUGUAGCAAGUCAGGGAAAGAACCUGAGUAGUGUAGACUAGUGGUUUCCAACCCUCUUUGGAUCAAGGCACUCAUUAGUAAGAGAUAAAUUUCCCAGUCAUGACUUCAUUAGCAUACUUGAAACCUAGCCAAACCAAGCCAAACCAAUUUUAAUUGCCAUAUUCAAUGUUGAGUAUUAUAACUAUUAUUUGUAUUUAUUUAUUAUAAUUAUGGAGUGCAUUCAACCUAUUACAGUCUAUAUUCUAUAAUCGAAUAUAGACACAUAAAAACUGCAUCCAGCAUAAAUAAAUAUCCCCUACAUACUGAACUAAUCCCACAGACUGUAAGCUCGUUUGAGCAGGGUUCUCUUCAACCUGUCAUUCCUGUAAGUGUUUUUUAUAUUUUGUAAUUGUCCAAGUCAUAGUUAAAUACCCCAUCUUAUAAUAUUGUAAAGUGCUACAGAGUCUUUUGGGCACUUUGAAAUGUAUACCCCUUCAAUGUUUGAAAUCUUAAGGGCUGAAAUGGUUACCCUGGAUUUGAAGGAGUGCAAUAUUUUUGUAUACCUUAAUGCAGACUGUAUGUAGAUGUGGUAAGGUAAAUGAGUUAAGUGACAAUUGUCAAAUAAAUGUUUUGUUUAAGGUGUGUAUCAAUCUCUCUCACAGUCUUUACAUAUGAUAUACAGUGUCUUAGUGGUUAACUAGUUGAAUAUUCUUGAAAAAAAGAAAACAUUCUCCGAUUUUAAAAAUGGUUUUAUUAUAUUGCUAUAUCUGCCCGUAUGGGUGGGACCAGUCUGAAAUGCUUCAGAGAUGUUCUAUCUGUAAUGGCACAUCUGAUCUGAGCGGGGACCCACCAAAGGGCAGGCUAAUUGAGUUGUUGCCCGUUCUCACCUCUCUUGCUACCUAUUUUUCUCUGGUUUUAUUAUAUUAAUAUAUCAAAUCAAAUAUACAGCAGAAGGUCAGGAUUGUAAAUCUGUGUUUCCAUUUUCUGCUUUUCAGGAGUUUGGUGUUGUGUCCAACACAAGGUUAAUAUCUGCUGCUACAUCUGUAUGUAAGUAUUGGUUAUACUUGCUUAAAUAGGCAUAAGCACUGAAGGAUCAACCAUGUGUUGUGAUAUCAUUUUACUUUUGUAGUUCAAGCAUGGUUUUCACUUUUACUGCAUAGUAUGGCUUUGUGAUAUGUACUGUCAUGGUAAACCUAAUGUGCUGUUAAAAUUUUUUCUUUUUUUUUCUUUCUUUCUUUCUCUCUUUUUUUUUCUCCCCCACUUUCUAGUAAAGACUAGGUUUUCCUAUGCGUUUCCAAAGGAGUUCCCUUAUAGGAUGAACCAUGUAAGUGAACACUAUAAAAGCAUUAGUCUAGUUGAUAGAAAAAAAUAAAUAAAACACAAAAGCAAAAAAAAAACACAUUGUAGCCCUUGUAGUUUCAUGCAGUCACUGUUACAGCUACAUGUUGCCAGUACAAAAUAUUAGUCUUCUUACGUUAAAGGGACACUAUAUGCACCAAAACAACUUCAGCCUAAAGGGACACUUUAGGCACCAGAACAAGUACAGCUUAACGUAGUUGUUCUGUUGUCUACAGCCUGUCCCUACAGGCUUUUUAAUGUAAAUACUCAGACAGCCACUAGCGGUGCUUCCUGGGUUGUGCAACACCGACGUUCAGUGUCUCCACGCUCUGCUCAGAGGAUGCUGAACAUUGAUUCAAUGUAUCUUUUAGAAGAUGCUGAUUGGUGCAGUGCGCAUGCGCAAUAGCCUCCCAAUGCUUUCCUAUGGGAAUUUCUUAUCUCCUGCAAUGAUAAUAGCAUGUGGGAGCCUCCUGUGUAUUACUGGAGUUUAAUUAACAGAGCAGGAGAUAACACUGUGCUGUUACAUGAAAAUUAAAUUAUAUUUUCAUGUAGAAUGUGUGAGUCACAGCCAGCGGAGGUGUGGUUAGGGCUGUAUAAACCCUAACAAAACUGAUUGAACUCCUAAAUGGCAGUGUUGAUCAGUAAGUUGUUGUUUUGGUGCUUAGGGUAUCUGUUUAAUGUUACAAAAGAGUUGUCAUAUUUACUUUUUCACAAACAUAUUUACCUUCUAUUGAGCGAUUAUUAUUAUUUUUUUAAUCACAUAAUGACGAUUGUAUUUGCCAUUGAAGGUCAUUGUUAUGCUUCAUCAGUCAUUUUGAGACUGUUAACAGAGCUAUACUUAAUGGAGCUAAAUAGGUGCUGCAACAGUGGAGUGACAUUUUCAUCUCCUAACAGCAAAAAAUUUAUCAAAUCUUCUUACUGGGAUGUUUUUACAUGUAGUAUGCUGGCUGUAACUGUAUACCUUUUUGGGGGCUAAUCAGAAACCAAUGAAUUUCUAAAACUAAAAAUCUGCUCUGUGCCCGCUCUAAAUCCUUGCACUCCUUGUUUUAAUUUAAGGCCUUUAGUAUGCAACUGCCUUUAAGAGAAAAAUAAAUAUACACUUGUGAACAGGAAGCAAUAUGUUAAAUCUACAGAGUUCAAAUAACACAAGUCUGUAAGAAUCAUUUACUAAAGGUGGGAAUUCCAAGUGAAUUUCAAAUGUAAUGUUCAGUAGCCAAAUUGGAAGCAUAGUUAUUUCCAGAUCAGCUACUUUGACCUUACAUUUGAAAUUCACUUUAAAUUCUGCCCUGUAGUAAAUAACAUUGUAAGUCUAUAAUUUUACACGUUGAAGGCCUUCCUUGUGUUAUUCCCUCUACUAGUUUUACCAUGUCUUUUGAUUCCAAACAUUUUUGAGAGUGAUUUACUACUGUGAAAUUUCAGAAUUCAUAUCCAAGGGCAAAACAUCAACUUAACUGACUGAGGAUUUUGUUUUCCAAAUUCAACUAUUUUGGCCUAAAAUCUGCAUGAUGAAUUCAAUACAAUUAACAAUUAAGGUGAAUCCACCACAGUUUAAAAGCUACAUCUCUUUAUCACCAUGGUAACAAGCUGUUGGCACAAAAAUUAAUAUGUUGGAUAUAGCUGUGUUUUUUGCUGUUAAAGAAAUUGCACUAGGUUGCUCUAGUAAUGCCACCAUUUCAAAAUUAGCCAGUUUAAUAUAAACCUCAGUGUUUGGCGUUAUUUUUAUGCAGCUAUAUCAUGUGCAAAUAUUUAAUUUAUUUUUGCUUUCUUUGUGCAGAUAUUGGAAUGUGAAUUCUACUUGUUAGAGUUAAUGGUAGGUAAUCUAUGUAUACAUUUUUAUCAGUGUCCUGGGAGUUAUGAAUCGUAUUAGCCAAAGUUCCUUUCUUUCUUGUUGGAUUAUAAACCAAAAUUCCUUUCUCUCUUGGUCGGAUUAUUUGAAGACAUGUUUGUGUAUAGAGUUAAACAAGCAAUCGCACAAAUUAGAAUUUAUUAAUUCCCCCCCCCCCCAUCCCUCAAAAGCCCAGACAAGACUCGUGCAGUAGUCAAAAUUGUCUCGAUCAUAGAAAAGGUGACUGCUUGUUACCAAAUUGCAGCAGACCCUUUCUUUUGAUAUCCACCAUGCAAUAUACAAUGUGUUUUAAGGGAAUAGUACUAGUCUUGGGAUUGCUGUUUAUAAUACAUAGUAAAAAGUCCAUUGACCAGGGGAAAUUUAGCUGUGAUAACUGUGCUAUGCCCCCCACCACCUUUCUCUCCCUGUGUGUGAAGAUCCCUGUACUACUGAAACCUGCAUUCCAUCAUGAGUGAAGUUACACAUGGGAGUGCCUAAAGGGAAAUCCUUAUUGGAAUGGCACAGAGACUGCUAAACUAUCUAGCACUGACAAGGUUAGAGAAUUAUUGCAGAAUUAGAUAUAAAUACAUUUAUUUUGUAACCUUGGUGAGUUCUAUUUAAUUGAGUUUUGGGGCUCUUUGAAUCUCAAAAAUAAAAUUGUUGCUUACUUCUAAUCCAGUGGUGGUGCGGAUUAGAGGCCCCCCUCUCCUGCCACUCUCUCUCCCCCCCCCCUUCCCAAAUGUAAGUAAUCAAACUGUUUAACAACAUACUUGGUGUCUGCUGGUUGAUAGUUAAAAAUAUCACUGUAUAACUUAAUGGAUGGAGCUCAGAGCUGUUAAGAUUGAAUAUGUCAAUUGAUGUUUUUGCAGUUUUAGCAUAAAAUGUAAGUACCCCCGUUUUGAUUUUUGUUUUAUAAAAAAAAUUACUUACUACUGUGUGUUCCUAUUUAGACUGCAAGAUCAUCAUUUGUUUCAGUGACUGACUUUGGCUAGUCAGCAUCACAUUUCAUUGUUUUACUUUUCUUUUGUCUAAUUGUAUGCAGGAUUGUUGCUUGAUAGUGUAUCAUCCUUAUCGACCCUUGCUCCAGUAUGUACAAGACAUGGGACAGGAGGAUAUGCUGCUUCCACUAGCAUGGUAAUUUUUUUACCAGUGAUUAGUUUGAGGUCUGGUUACAAGAUUUGUAUGAUGUAUUUACAAAAUCUAGAACUGACGAGAACAGGGUUAUUUACUAAAAUGAGUAUUCAAAGUGAAUUUCAAAUUUAAGGCCCAAACUGAAAGCAUGUCUGACUUGGCAAUUUUGACCUUAAAUGUGAAAUUUACUUUGAAUUCUCACUUGAGUGAAAAACCGUGCUAGUGUCUCUUUCUCAAAGUGCAUCUCCAACCUACUGCAUCGAUCCAUUAGCACAGCAUGUUAGCCUCUGUCUUCCUGAUUUAGAUUGCUCUAAAGUUAUAAUCUCAGUGAUCUAAUUUAUGCUACUUAAGAUACUGUUGGAUUUGCCAUUAUUAAACCCUGUGUGAAAGGGAUAUUUGUCAUGUCAUAACUAGAUGCACUUUGAUUAAAAGACAACUGUUAUCAAAUGUCACUAUAUAAUUAGUCGUACCUCCUCCCCCAUUUUUAUUUAUUAAUUUAUAUAUUGCUUUUAAAUCUGGCUGAGCAGCCAUAUUGGGCAAUACACUGCUGUCUGACCAGCAGUUUCCAUAAAGAGCAAUCACAGACAAGUUAAAAUGAGCAGGAGUUGGUCAGAUAACAACAAAGUGAGUCAACAUGACUGCUUAGCUAGUUAAGAUGUGAAAUUUUCUCUGCAUAGCCGGAAUUGGCUUAGGAGAGCUAAUGGGAGUUCCUGCUUUAGAACUUCUGUCCCUCUGACAGGGAGUCACAUCCAGCUAGUUGUAGUGGUUGUGGUGCUUGAGGUAUUGCUUUAUAGGGCACCUGUCAUGCCCCAAACCACUUAUGCUCAUUAGAUUGAGCAUAAGCAUUUAUCUAUACAUUGUGUUAGCGGUUUUGCUAGCAAAUAUAUAGAUUAGGAGAAAAAGAUAUUUUAAAAUUAGGUUUUUACCCUAGCUGUCAGUCAAUGCCUCGGCAUACAAGCACCAUCUAAGGAGUAUAGGAAUGACAUGAGGUCACUUCGUUCCGAUGCUGGCAAUGUAGCCAGCGUGCCAACGUCACUGACGAGAUUUGUCCUGCUUGGGGUUGCUUCAAAGAAGAACAGAGGUAGGGCAGAGGACUAACAGGAGGUAGGUUACACAAAGAGUAAGCGGUGCUGGAAUGGAGGAAAAGUAAGUCAAUCUUUAUUUUUACAUUGAAUGCACCAUGUAUCUUUAUAAUAUAUGGUGUAUUCAAUGUAUAUGGAAGCAAGUUAAGGUAAGUAAUUUAUUUUCCAUUAUAUGUUCACUUUAAAUAUUUUUACUACCAAUUUAAUUAAACAAAUUUCCUCAUCUCAUGGAAAAGGGUAAAUGCAAGUUAUAAGUGGUUUAACUGCACAAUAUGUCCAUUAUUCUUAUCCUGAAAGUGUACAAUACUGUAGAGUACUGUAAAGCUACCAUCCUUAGAACUGUCAAAUUUAAGUGAAAUACAAGUUCUCACUUUCACAAAACAAAUUGCUGUGAUCUGCAUGAUGAUGCCCUUUUUCUCCCCCCCAGGAGAAUAGUAAAUGACACAUACAGAACAGAUCUUUGUCUUCUAUACCCUCCUUUUAUGAUUGCACUAGGUAAGUUUGUGAUAUAUUUCUGUAUUUAGAUUGAGUAGACUAUGACUACCCUAUCUUGAGAAAAUACCAGUUUAAAAUGUUAGCAUUUAUCAAGAGCAGCACUUGGUAUACGAAAACUAAUUUUGUUCUGGUUUUACUGCAUGAACAUUUGUCAGACAACAAACUACUAGUUUAAAUGAGGCAAAUUGUUUAUGCAGGCAUUAUCACAUAGCUGCUCUAAAUGCUUGCAUUGCAAUGAGAUCAGCAUUCAUGUAUCUGAAAUCAUUUCAUAGAAAUCCAGGUUCUGUAAACAUGAUACACAUGCACAAACUAUUGACUUGUACAUCAUUGUUCUCCAAGUUUUAUAUAUGUUUGUGUGUUCUUUUCUAGCUUGUCUUCAUGUUGCAUGUGUUGUUCAACAGAAGGAUGCACGGCAAUGGUUUGCUGAACUUUCAGUAGAUAUGGAAAAGGUAUUUAUUUCUAACAGUUUCUGUAGUUCCUCCUAUAGAUCUGUGUUCUCCUAUGUAUUUCACUUUAAUACCACUGCACCAUAGUAACUGGUUGCAUUUGCUGAACUCCUUUACAAACUAUUUUACUGUAGCAUUUAUAUGAUGGAGCAGGGGGUAGGCAACCUUUGGCGCUCCAGAUCUUGUGGACUACAUCCACCAUGGCAAAGCAUCAUGGGAGGUGUAGUCCAAAACAUUUGGAAUUCCGAAGGAUGCCUAUGCCUGUGAUUGUCUUGAAUCCCAGCAUAUCAAGGGAAGGAUGGUGACUGGCAAAUAUUGUGUUGAUGAAGGCUAAACACUCCAAGCACCAUAUUUAGUACAGCUCACUGUAAUAGUUAUGGUCCUAGGAAUAACCUCCUAAGGGUGAUGUAUGUGUCUGUGUGCUGUUUGUGUGUAAUGUGUGGGGGUGGGGGGCCGUUUAUUUAAUAUCCCCCCUCCCUUCUUACCUUAUGUAGGGGGGAGGGGGAGUGUGCUCCUGCCAUCCCUGGUGGUCCAGUGGAGAGUGAACUCUAGCCCCACAGGGCUGCUGGCAAGAGCUCCCCGGGUCCUCUCCUGCCUCCCUCCCUCCUGCUGUGGUGCUAAUGCUUCCAUGCUUUCCUAUAUAGAUUCUACUGACGCUGGAUGUCCUCAUGCAGAGCGUAAGGACAUCCAGCGUCACUUAGGAGACCAAAAAUUGGUUAGCUACCAGGCAGUGUCUCUAGUGGCUGUCUGACAGGCACGAGAGGCAGUCUUAGUCCUGCAAUGUAAUAAUUGCAGUUUCUCAAAAAUUGCAAUGAUUUACAUUGCAGGACUAAGUGAGACUGGGACACUGCACCCAGACGACUUCAAUGAAAUCAAGUGGUCUGGGUGACUAUGGUGUCCCUAAAAUACAACUCAAGGCGGUCUACUCAAUCUCUCUCUAGCAGACCUAAUAAAGGUUUUUUUGUAAAUAAAGAAAACAUUUGUAUUGUAUAUAUGCAGAAAAUAUAAUCCAUUUUAUUGUAUGUGUAUGUAUGUAUGUAUGGGUGUAUAUAUAUAUAUAUAUAUAUAUAUAUAUAUAUAUAUAUUUUUUUUUUUUUUUUUCUGUUCCUAUUUAAAGAUCUUGGAAAUCAUAAGAGUUAUUCUGAAGCUUUAUGAACAGUGGAAGAACUUUGAUGAGCGGAAGGAAAUGGCUGCUAUCCUUAGCAAAAUGCCCAAACCCAAGCCUCCACCAAACAGGUUAAUCACAAACCAGUUUAUGAACUACAUGCAAUUAACUACUCCUUUGCAAGUAAAAACAAAUCUUUAGCAAGAAGCGCACUCUAGUUUAAAGCAGUGCAAUUUUUUUUAUUUUUUUUAUUUGUGUACAGACCUUUUAAAAUGUUUUAAAAGAAAUCCCAUUUUAGGUUUUAUAAAAUGAGCAGGUGCUGUGUUGGUAUUUCAGACCGACUGUUACUAUCUUUACAAUUUUGCUCCUAGAAUUGCUAUUCAUAUGCUACUACUGUGAUUCAGUGACGCCACCUGUUCAAUCACGGCCAUUCUUUCUGUUUAUAUGUCAAAAAUCUCCUUUUUAAAGUGACUAGUGCUUGCUACAGGAAGUUAAACAAAGUAGAAUCACUGUAACUCUAAUCCAUAUUACAUCAGUUUUAAUGUAAUAUGGGUGAGGGAGCAGAGAAAUGUAUAAAUUAUAAUUUUAUAAGUUUGCUGUUGUAACAUUUUUGCUUGUAGAGAUGUAGUAGGGGUAAAUACAGAACUGUUGUGAAAUGUCAACUAAGGACUAUAGCUGUGAGCUAUACAAGAACAAUUGUAGAGGUUGGAUCACUUGGAAAAUAAAAGUAGAUUAGAUUUUUUUUUUUUUUUUGAAAAGCUAGAAAACCUAUAAAGCAAUUUGUAUUUGUAUUUUAUUCCCCAUGACUGGCAAUCUUAUUUCUCAACUUCAUUAAAAUGCCACCACACUGUAUUUUAUAAAAAAUAAAAAUGUAUUACACUUGUAAAUGUCCUAGAUCUCAGGAAUAAUAUUGACUAAUCUAUUUGAUUUCAAGCUGCACUAUACUAAGCUACUUCAGCAAUCACCAGGUAUCCUAGAUCCGUUUUUUAAAUCCAGUUAGCUUGCUAGUUUUACUUGCAAAAAUCAGUGAAGGAAUAAAUUAAUCUGCAGCCAAAGCUUUAGCAUUUUUGUCUAUAAUUUCAAUUGUCUGUUUCAGGAGUGUGUGAUAUUUUUUGGCACUUAAAUUCUGUGAGCUGUGAAGUAGCUGUUGAGUAAGUGCGCUGGAUCUUGUAUGGUGUGUGUGUGUGUGUGUGUAUUCACAACAAUUAAGAAGUUCAUUGGCUUUGCUGUAGAAAAUCUUUACUGCUUUUUCUUAGUAAGCAGGAUAUAGUAUACAGGUGAUACUCCAAAAAUUAGAAUAUCGUGCAAAAGUUCGUUUAUUUCAGUAAUGAAAUGUUAAAGGAGAAAGUUAUAUAUGAAAUAGACGCAUUACAUGCAAAGCAAGAUAGUUCAAGCCGUGAUUUGUUUUAAGUGUGAUGAUUAUGGCUUACAGCUCAUGAAAACCCCAAAUCCACAAUCUCAGUAAAUUAGAAUAUUGUGAAAAGGUGCAAUAUUCUAGGCUCACAGUAUCCCACUCUAAUCAGCUAAGUAAACCAUAACACCUGCAAAGGGUUUCUGAGCAUUUAAAUGGUCUCUCAGUCUGGUUCAGUAGGAAUCACAAUCAUGGGGAAGACUGCUGACCUGACAGUCGUGCAGAAAACCAUCAUUGACACCCUCCAUAAGGAGGGAAAGCCUCAAAAGGUAAUUGCGAAGGAAGGUGGAUGUUCCCAAAGUGCUGUAUCAAAGCACAUUAAUAAAAGGUGCACAAGCAGCAGGGAUGACCGCAGCCUGGAGAGGAUUGUCAGGAAAAGGCCAUUCAAAUGUGUUGGACUUUCACAAGGAGUGGACUGAGGCUGGAGUCAGUGCAUCAAGAGCCACCACACACAGACGGAUCCUGGACACGGGCUUCAGAUGUAUUCUUCUUGUCAAGCCGCUCCUGAACAACAAACCACGUCAGAAGUGUCUUACCUGGGCUAAAGAAAAACAGGCCUGGUCUGUUGCUCAGUGGUUCAAAGUCCAUUUUUCUGAUGAGAGCAACUUUUGUAUCUCAUUUGGAAACCAAGGACCCAGAGUCUGGAGGAAGAAUGGAGAGGCGCACACACUGCAAGAUGCUUGAAGUCCGGUGUAAAGUUUCUACAGUCUGUGUUGAUUUAGAGGCCAUGUCAGCUGCUGGUGUUGGUCCACUGUGCUUCAUAAAGUCCAGGGUCAACACAGCCGUCUACCAGGAGAUUUUGGAGCACCUUAUGCUUCCUUCCGCAGAGUAGCUUUAUGGGGAUGCUGACUUCAUUUUCCAGCAGGACUUGGCACCUGCCAAAAGCACCAAAGCCUGGUUCAAUGACCGUGGGAUUACUGUGCUUGAUUGGCCAGCAAACUCACCUGACCUGAACCCCAUAGAGAAUCUUUGGGGCCUUGCCAAGAGAAAGAUGAGAUAUGAGACCGAACAAUGCAGAAGAGCUUAAGGUCGCUAUUUAAGCAUCCUGGUCUUCCAUAACACCUCAGCAGUGCCACAGGCUGAUAGCUUCCAUGCCACGUUGCAUUGUGGCAGUAUUUGCUGCAAAAGGGGCCCAAACCAAUUACUGAGUCCAUAUGCAUGCUUCUACUUUUCAGAGGUCCAAUAUUGUUCUAUGUACACUCCUUGUUUUAUUGAUUGCAUGUAAUAUUCAAAUUUACUGAGAUUGUGGAUUUGGGCUUUUCAUGAGCUGUAAGCCAUAAUCAUCGCACUUAUGACAAAUCACGGCUUGAACUAUCUUGCUUUGCAUGUAAUGGGUCUAUCUCAUAUACAGGGAGUGCAGAAUUAUUAGGCAAAUGAGUAUUUUGACCACAUCAUCCUCUUUAUGCAUGUUGUCUUACUCCAAGCUGUAUAGGCUCGAAAGCCUACUACCAAUUAAGCAUAUUAGGUGAUGUGCAUCUCUGUAAUGAGAAGGGGUGUGGUCUAAUGACAUCAACACCCUAUAUCAGGUGUGCAUAAUUAUUAGGCAACUUCCUUUCCUUUGGCAAAAUGGGUCAAAAGAAGGACUUGACAGGCUCAGAAAAGUCAAAAAUAGUGAGAUAUCUUGCAGAGGGAUGCAGCACUCUUAAAAUUGCAAAGCUUCUGAAGCGUGAUCAUCGAACAAUCAAGCGUUUCAUUCAAAAUAGUCAACAGGGUCGCAAGAAGCGUGUGGAAAAACCAAGGCGCAAAAUAACUGCCCAUGAACUGAGAAAAGUCAAGCGUGCAGCUGCCACGAUGCCACUUGCCACCAGUUUGGCCAUAUUUCAGAGCUGCAACAUCACUGGAGUGCCCAAAAGCACAAGGUGUGCAAUACUCAGAGACAUGGCCAAGGUAAGAAAGGCUGAAAGACGACCACCACUGAACAAGACACACAAGCUGAAACGUCAAGACUGGGCCAAGAAAUAUCUCAAGACUGAUUUUUCUAAGGUUUUAUGGACUGAUGAAAUGAGAGUGAGUCUUGAUGGGCCAGAUGGAUGGGCCCGUGGCUGGAUUGGUAAAGGGCAGAGAGCUCCAGUCCGACUCAGACGCCAGCAAGGUGGAGGUGGAGUACUGGUUUGGGCUGGUAUCAUCAAAGAUGAGCUUGUGGGACCUUUUCGGGUUGAGGAUGGAGUCAAGCUCAACUCCCAGUCCUACUGCCAGUUCCUGGAAGACACCUUCUUCAAGCAGUGGUACAGGAAGAAGUCUGCAUCCUUCAAGAAAAACAUGAUUUUCAUGCAGGACAAUGCUCCAUCACACGCGUCCAAGUACUCCUGGCUGGCAAGAAAGGGUAUAAAAGAAGAAAAUCUAAUGACAUGGAAGUACUCCUGGCUGGCAAGAAAGGGUAUAAAAGAAGAAAAUCUAAUGACAUGGACUCCUUGUUCACCUGAUCUGAACCCCAUUGAGAACCUGUGGUCCAUCAUCAAAUGUGAGAUUUACAAGGAGGGAAAACAGUACACCUCUCUGAACAGUGUCUGGGAGGCUGUGGUUGCUGCUGCACGCAAUGUUGAUGGUGAACAGAUCAAAACACUUACAGAAUCCAUGGAUGGCAGGCUUUUGAGUGUCCUUGCAAAGAAAGGUGGCUAUAUUGGUCACUGAUUUGUUUUUGAAUGUCAAAUGUAUAUUUGUGAAUGUUGAGAUGUUAUAUUGGUUUCACUGGUAAUAAUAAAUAAUUGAAAUGGGUAUAUAUUUGUUUUUUGUUAAGUUGCCUAAUAAUUAUGCACAGUAAUAGUCACCUGCACACACAGAUAUCCCCCUAACAUAGCUAUAACUAAAAACAAACUAAAAACUACUUCCAAAAAUAUUCAGCUUUGAUAUUAAUGAGUUUUUUGGGUUCAUUGAGAACAUAGUUGUUCAAUAAUAAAAUGAAUCCUCAAAAAUACAACUUGCCUAAUAAUUCUGCACUCCCUGUAUUAGUUUCUCCUUUUACAUUGCAUUACUGAAAUAGAUGAACUUUUGCACGAUAUUCUAAUUUUUUGAGUAUCAACUGUACUUCAAUGUUUCAGUCUUGCACAGGAGACUUUCAUCAGUUCUUGUGUUAGACUGAAAUGGUUAGGUUUGUGCUACAUCCUGCACUUUAUGAAAAAGCAGGUGGUGAUAACUUAUUGGUGUGAUGCUAUAUAUAUAUAUAUCUAGUUUAAAUGUCAAGAAAGAAUACUUUAAAAGUGAAGUCCUUUUAGCUACUGAACAAACAUAAUUUAGGACCUAUGUGUACAGUUAAAAGCCCGAAUGAAGUUGCUAAAUUGAUGGAUUGACCCAAGCUGGUGUAUCUGUGUGACUUAAAACCGUUCACUCAAAUUGUGUUUUGUGAUUGAAAGUAACACUUUUUUUUUCAUUUUGCAGUGAAGGGGAUCAGGGACCAAAUGGAAGCCAAAGCUCCAGUUAUAGCCAAUCAUGAUAUAGACCACAUAUCCAGGACUGGACCAACUGCCUAAUCCCCACUUUCUGAAUUAAUCUGUACCGUGAAAGUCUAGAAGCGAGGCUUCUUCUGAAUUUAGGAUGAAUUUUCAAACCUUGUUUGCAGGGCUGAUUUGUAAAUGAAUGUCUGUGUGAAGUAUUGUGUCUUUCAUAUUUUAAAAGGAUUAUCAAAUUCUUAUGUCUCUAAUUUUCUAGAUUUCAACCACUUUUUUUCAAUGGUAUUUAAAAUAAAAGUACAUUUAUAUGUUUUGUUAGUCCUCUGUGCUCAUUGAUACCUAAAAGGAAUUUAUUACUGAGAACAAUAGUUGUGGUUAUUAAACUACAGUAUGUGGCAUAUCACUUGUUCAGUUAAACUUAUGGGUGUCUGACUAAUGCACAAUAUUAAAUUAUUUGAUUUGGCUAGUGCACAAAUCCUCAACCAAAGAAGGUGGCUUUCCACUUCUAUUUUUACAUAAAUCUCUUUUGAAACAUGCUUUUGCAUUUCUUCAUAAUCUCUCUCUCUCUCUGUAUGGGGUCUUGAUUGAAUAGGUAAGUUGGGUGUGAAAUAAAAUACAUUUGAUCGGAUGAACCACUUCAAACUAAUUUUUUCUAUUAAAGGGACACUGUAGGAACCCAGACCACUUCAGCUCAUUGAAGUGGUCUGGGUGCUGUCUCCCU
Pelobates cultripes (western spadefoot toad) is the source of this 17155-nucleotide messenger RNA. The record is from the annotation of a GenBank genome assembly. Lineage: Eukaryota; Metazoa; Chordata; Amphibia; Anura; Pelobatidae.